AUGGGUUCUAAAAGGAAGCAGGUAAGAUUUGAAGAUGAAAUUGAAUGCAUGGACAGAAGAAGGAGUAGUAGAAUUGUUGCUUUGGAAGAGAAGAAGCAACUGGAAAAAGAAAGAAGAUUAGCUAUAGCUUUAGAAAGGAAGAACAAGCAUGGGAACCAUGAUGUGAAAAACAAAGGAAAAGGAAAAGCAACAAUGGAAGUAGGGGAUGACUUCAGUGACUUUAAUAAUGAGGAGGGUCCAACCAAGAAGGCACGCAGGAGCAAAGAAUUUAAUCAACUAAUUUCUUCAAUCAAGGAAUUAGGAAGACAAUCACAGAAUGCAAGUACUUCAGGGACAAAUGACUCAUCUUUGAAUGGUAUGCCAUUAAAGAACAUCCUUGAGAUUAUUAUAGACUUUUUACAGAGGAGAGACUUGGAUGAACUAUUUGCUGAGCCAGUUAAUCCUAAUGUGGUGGAGAAUUACUAUGAAAUUGUGAAGCAGCCAAUGGAUUUUGCUACCAUGAGGGCCAAACUUCAUGAGGGCAUGUACACAGACAUUGAACAAUUCAAGCGUGAUAUAUUUCUGAUCUGCUCAAACGCAGUUAGUGCUUAUCCUGAAGGAUCAAGAUAUCAGGAAGUGGCUGAAGAUAUCAGUAAACAUGCUAAGUGGACUUUUGAGGCUCUAAGAGUUGACCCUCAACAUCUUGAUGUAGAACUCUCACAUAACCAGAAACCCCCAAUUAGAAAGGCACAAAAGGGGCAACAGAGAACCCCAAGGAGGGUUGCUCCUAAACAUGGUAGGGCACAAAAUUCUACUGAAACACAGAAGAGGGACUCAUACUACCCUCCUAAUAAGCCAUUUUUUCCUCAAGCGCUAGAAUCGAGUAACAAUUCUAACAUCCAAUUGAAUGCAAAUACUAUUAACUACAAAGAAAGCCUUCUGCGGUUUGUGAAGGGCUUGGGACCAGUUGCUGAAAAGGUUGCAGCUCAGAAGAUAGCUGCAGCUCAGGAUCAGCAACUCUGCAUCAGAGAAAAUGUCUCGGGAAUUACGAAUAUGCAUCAGCCAACUCCAAAAGCACCAACACAUCCAGUCUCUCUCAAUGCUCAGACACUUCCUCUUUCUCUUCCGUUACUCAAUAGGCCACUCACUAUUCCUGGUUCUGCAGCUUGGGAAAACAGAACUGUCAACACCAAUAAUGUUGGCAGUGUUAACAUGGGGGAUAGACCUCAUCAGAGAAACCAGAUGAUUAGAGGUGAAAAUUGGCAUGCUUGUGCUGCUGCUCUUUUGAGCAACUUCUUUUUUGAGAAUGGCCAAGGGAGUAGCUCCAAUGCAAAUGAAACUAUGGACGCUAGGGCCCGCUUGAAGGGAAAAAUGGUUGCCCCAGUUGACAAUAUGCCUUCUCUUCUUGGACCUGUUCAAGAUAGUUACAAGAAACAGCACUUAGGAGUUAACAACAGCAGUAGCAGCAGCAAUACAAUUCAGUGGAAUAACUCCACUAACAUGCCAAACAUGUUUCCUACAGGAAGCUCCAGCAGUUUGUUUGCCCCUGGAAGCUCUAGGAAUUUGUUUCCCAUUGUUCAUCCUACACGGGUGAUUUCAGGGCCUCAGCCAAGGCCAAUGAGAACCACAUCAUUAAGCAGUGGAAGUACCCUUUCAGGGUUACCAGUGAUACAACAACCAGGGAUAGGAAACACCAUGACAUUGCCUAGGAAUAACCUCCCUCUGUACCAGUCAAUGCAAGGAAGCUCUACUUCUUGCAUGCCAAGCCACAACCUCGCUCAGCCAUCUCCUGUGCGCCAGCCAAGGCCAGAUGACAUUGUUAACCUUGCAGAUCUGCGGCUUAAGCCUCAGUCAGAUCCAAGAAACUUAAUGUAUGGAAUGCCUAGUAACAACCUUACAGGGGCAUCUCUUAUGCAAGAGCAUCAUCAGCCUUGGCCAGCAGAUUCCAGGUCUAGCCUCAAUUCCUCGAUGCUCUCUCCUUUGUGUCAACCACUGCAAGGACAGUCAGCUCCAUGUAAGAACCUAUCAGCAGUCUCAACUGUUUUUCCUUCCCUGCAUGCAAAUUUUUCUAAUGACUCAAACAAUUCAGUGUAUGGUUUAGAUCAGCCAAUGAGCUUUGAAGCCAUGAUGGAGUCUCAAAACUUCACCAAUGCAACUUGGCCAAUGCAGGCAAGUUUUGAACAAGUCACGAACCAGGCUGCAACAUUCAAUCAACCAGCAAGUCAGGGUUUCCCUGACAUGCAGAGGCAGGCACUUAAUCACGUACCAUUUCCCCCACAACAACCAAAUUCAUCUUCAUCUCUACAAAUGGCCUUGGGAGGUGCAACAAAUUUCUGUGGAGGAGGAAGGGCUCUUGCAGGCCAACAAGAAGAGUCACCUCCACAGCUUUCUUGGUACGGUGAUCCGAUACCAAACUUAGAUCUUGAGCUCUAA
Molecule: messenger RNA, 2412 nt
Organism: Sphenostylis stenocarpa
Lineage: Eukaryota; Viridiplantae; Streptophyta; Magnoliopsida; Fabales; Fabaceae
Source: the annotation of a GenBank genome assembly